AUGGUCCGGCUCCUCUUGUUUUUUUUCCCAGCGAUCUUUUUGGAGAUGUCCCUUCUUCCCAGGGCGCCCGGCAGGAAAGUGUUGCUGGCGGGAGCCUCGUCUCAGCGCUCGGUGGCCAGAAUGGAUGGAGAUGUCAUCAUUGGAGCCCUCUUUUCAGUCCACCACCAGCCUCCCGCGGAGAAGGUGCCGGAGAGAAAGUGUGGAGAGAUCAGGGAGCAGUAUGGCAUCCAGAGAGUGGAGGCCAUGUUCCACACGUUGGAUAAGAUUAACGCGGACCCGGUCCUGCUGCCCAACAUCACUCUGGGCAGUGAGAUCCGGGACUCCUGCUGGCACUCCUCUGUGGCUCUGGAGCAGAGCAUUGAGUUCAUCAGGGACUCUCUGAUUUCCAUUCGAGAUGAAAAGGAUGGGCUCAACCGGUGCCUGCCUGACGGCCAGUCCCUUCCCCUAGGCAGGACUAAGAAGCCCAUUGCGGGCGUGAUCGGCCCGGGCUCCAGCUCCGUAGCCAUUCAAGUGCAGAACCUGCUUCAGCUCUUCGACAUUCCCCAGAUUGCAUAUUCCGCCACAAGCAUCGACCUGAGUGACAAAACUUUAUACAAAUACUUCCUGAGGGUUGUCCCUUCUGACACUUUGCAAGCAAGGGCAAUGCUUGACAUAGUCAAACGUUACAAUUGGACCUAUGUCUCUGCAGUCCACACAGAAGGGAAUUAUGGGGAGAGCGGAAUGGAUGCUUUCAAAGAGCUGGCUGCCCAGGAAGGCCUCUGCAUCGCCCACUCAGACAAAAUCUACAGCAAUGCUGGGGAAAAGAGCUUUGACAGACUCCUGCGCAAGCUUCGGGAGAGGCUUCCCAAAGCCAGAGUGGUCGUCUGCUUCUGCGAAGGCAUGACUGUCCGAGGCCUCCUGAGUGCCAUGCGGCGCCUUGGCGUUGUGGGAGAGUUCUCCCUCAUUGGAAGUGAUGGAUGGGCAGACAGAGAUGAAGUCAUUGAAGGUUAUGAGGUGGAAGCCAACGGGGGAAUCACAAUAAAGCUGCAGUCUCCAGAGGUCAGGUCAUUUGAUGAUUAUUUCCUGAAGCUGAGGCUGGACACUAAUACGAGGAAUCCCUGGUUUCCUGAGUUCUGGCAACAUCGAUUUCAGUGCCGCCUACCAGGACACAUUCUGGAAAAUCCCAACUUUAAAAGAAUCUGCACAGGCAAUGAAAGCUUAGAAGAAAACUAUGUCCAGGACAGUAAGAUGGGGUUUGUCAUCAAUGCCAUCUAUGCCAUGGCCCACGGGCUGCAGAACAUGCACCAUGCCCUCUGCCCGGGCCAUGUGGGCCUCUGUGAUGCUAUGAAGCCCAUCGACGGUAGCAAACUCCUGGAGUUCCUCAUCAAGUCCACGUUCAUCGGUGUGUCUGGAGAGGAAGUGUGGUUUGAUGAGAAAGGGGAUGCUCCUGGAAGGUAUGAUAUCAUGAAUCUGCAGUAUACCGAAGCUAAUCGCUAUGACUACGUACAUGUCGGAACCUGGCACGAAGGCGUGUUGAACAUUGAUGAUUACAAAAUCCAAAUGAACAAGAGUGGGAUGGUACGGUCUGUGUGCAGUGAGCCUUGCUUAAAGGGCCAAAUUAAGGUCAUACGGAAAGGAGAAGUAAGUUGCUGCUGGAUUUGCACAGCCUGCAAAGAGAAUGAAUACGUGCAAGAUGAAUUCACCUGCAAAGCCUGUGACUUGGGGUGGUGGCCCAGUGCAGAUCUAACAGGCUGUGAACCUAUUCCUGUGCGCUAUCUUGAGUGGAGCAACAUAGAAUCCAUCAUAGCCAUCGCCUUUUCCUGCCUGGGCAUACUUGUCACCUUGUUUGUUACCCUUAUCUUUGUGCUGUACCGGGACACACCAGUUGUCAAAUCCUCCAGUCGGGAGCUCUGCUACAUUAUCCUGGCUGGCAUCUUCCUCGGUUACGUGUGCCCUUUUACUCUCAUUGCCAAACCUACCACCACAUCCUGCUACCUCCAGCGCCUUCUGGUUGGCCUCUCCUCUGCCAUGUGCUACUCUGCUUUAGUGACCAAAACCAACCGAAUUGCACGCAUCCUAGCUGGCAGCAAAAAGAAGAUCUGCACCCGGAAACCCAGGUUCAUGAGCGCCUGGGCCCAAGUGAUCAUUGCCUCAAUUCUAAUUAGUGUGCAGCUAACCCUGGUGGUAACCCUCAUCAUCAUGGAGCCCCCCAUGCCCAUUCUGUCCUACCCAAGUAUCAAGGAAGUCUAUCUUAUCUGCAAUACCAGCAACCUGGGUGUGGUGGCCCCUCUGGGCUACAACGGACUCCUCAUCAUGAGCUGUACCUAUUAUGCCUUCAAGACCCGCAACGUGCCCGCCAACUUCAAUGAGGCCAAAUAUAUUGCCUUCACCAUGUAUACCACCUGUAUCAUCUGGCUGGCUUUUGUGCCCAUUUACUUUGGGAGCAACUACAAGAUCAUCACCACCUGCUUUGCAGUGAGCCUCAGUGUAACGGUGGCCCUGGGGUGCAUGUUCACUCCCAAGAUGUACAUCAUUAUUGCGAAGCCCGAGAGGAAUGUCCGCAGUGCCUUCACCACCUCUGAUGUAGUCCGCAUGCAUGUUGGCGAUGGCAAGCUGCCCUGCCGCUCCAACACUUUCCUCAACAUUUUCCGAAGAAAGAAACCAGGGGCAGGGAAUGCCAGUUCUAAUGGCAAGUCUGUGUCAUGGUCUGAACCAGGUGGAAGACAGGUGCCCAAGGGACAGCACAUGUGGCAGCGCCUCUCUGUGCAUGUGAAGACCAAUGAGACGGCCUGCAACCAAACAGCCGUCAUCAAGCCCCUCACUAAAAGUUACCAGGGCUCUGGCAAGAGCCUGACCUUUUCAGAUACCAGCACCAAGACCCUUUACAACGUGGAGGAGGAGGAUGCCCAGCCGGUUGGCUUCAGCCCGCCCAGCAGCCUUUCCACGGUGGUGCACCGACGCGGGCCCUCCGCGGUGAGCACCCCGCCUCUGCCACCCCACCUCACCACAGAGGAGACCCCCCUCUUCCUGGCCGACCCGGCCAUCCCCAAGGGCUUGCCCCCUCCCCUCCAGCAGCCACCGCAGCCGCAGAAAUCCCUGAUGGACCAGCUACAGGGGGCGGUCAACAAUUUCAGCACCGGGAUCCCGGAUUUCAACGCGGUGCUCGCAGUCCCCGGGGGCCCGGGGAACGGGGUGCGCUCGCCGUACGCACCCCCGGCGCCCCCGCAGCACCUGCAGAUGCUCCCGCUGCAGCUGAGCGCCUUCGGGGAGGACUCGGCCUCUCCGCCAGCAGAAGACGAGGAUGAGGACGACAGCGAGAGGUUUAAGCUCCUGCAGGAGUACUUGUACGAGCGGGAAGGGAACACGGAGGAAGACGAGCUGGAAGAGGAAGACGCGGAGCUGCAGGCGGCCGGCAAGCCCGCCCCCGAGGAUUCGCCCGCUCUGACUCCGCCGUCGCCUUUCCGCGACUCGGUGGCCUCCGGCAGCUCGGCGCCCAGCUCCCCCGUGUCCGAGUCGGUGCUCUGCACCCCUCCCAGCGUGACCUACGCCUCCGUCAUUCUGAGGGACUACAAGCAAAGCUCUUCCACCCUGUAGGGCGGAGGCGUCCGCGCGGCGACGCAGGAAAACCGGGGAGCUCCAGCACCCCUGGAGAGGCGCCGAGGGCUGGGAGGAGGAGCUGAGGGAGGAGGGGGAGGUCAGCAGGGGAGGAAGACGCUGCUGCUGCCGUAGGGGAGGCCCGAGGGGACUGUGCUCUGCAAGCAGAAAGUGAUCCAGGGCGAGCAUCCCGAUUCUUGAAUUAUUCAAAAGCCUUCUCUGGGAAGAAAGGGAGUUCUGACAAAGCACAAUCCCAGAUAAUAAACAACUUUCGCCGCAUACAUAAAUAAAUAAUAAAACUGACUAAAUAAUCUCCUCUUUUGGACAUUGUGCAUAGAUUAUACAUGCCCGCACGCACUUGGCCAGCUUGAAAAGACACCAGUGGACCAGCCGGGUUGAAUCAUUAGUUGACAUGGUAUUCGUGGUGUUCAUAGUGAGCGUGGGAGAGCCAGACAGAGCGGGUGGGUGAAGGAGGGGCGCGCACGGAACUGCCCCCCGGACGCAGCUCCUUUUUCUCCAGCCCUUCUGCGUCCUGGGCCCACAGACUCCUGGUCUUCAGGAGCCUGUCUUCACCCAUUGCACCCGACCCAGGGCCGGCCUUGUUGCCACACUGGGGAAAAAGUGUAUGGAUACCCUGCUGCGCUGUGAUUUCUUUCUAUUUAGGAAAACAGGCAUCAGAUCAAAAUCAUCACCAAAAAGUGCUUCAUCAGGAGUGCAGAGGGAGGAAGGGAUGCGAAGCAAGACAGUGCAUACGCAUGAGGCUUUCAGCACAAAUAACAUCCCGUAUUGGAUACUCGCUUCAUGGUGAUUUUGGAGAAAAGGUGAGAACAAGCGAUUGUUUUCAGACUGGCAGAAGAUGUUUCGUGGAGUAUCUUGUGUUUGUGCCAAGGGGGGUCCUCUCUCCCCUUCAAUUAAAGAGAACAAACCAUGUGGCAAAAUUGUUACCUUACAUUUACUGUAGCAAAUAAUACUUACCAGUUGAACUUCUAAGAUACAGUAUGUGUAUUUGGUGCCAUCGUUUAUCCUUUGUACUACAGACACAAACCCAUCUUCCAACUUAAUGGUGUACUCAUAGCAACUAUUACUGGUUCAAUGACAAAUAAUUCUUUCCUGUUGUUAUCAGAGUCCCUGUAACUUGUGAGUAAAUGUGUUCUUGUGUCCUCGUAUACUUGUGAUAAAAUUUGUGCACUGUAAUGUCAAUGUAACUGCAACUAAAAGUUGUCUUUCCAAUAUAGAAUAGAUAUUUUUAUGUUCCAAUGUUUUAUAUAUUGUCACCAAUAUCUGCAAAAGCUCUUUGAAGGUUUGAUGCUGUGGUGCAAUGGUUUUCCUACACUGCUCAGAUGGCCCUCCCUCUUCUAAAAGGGAACCUAUUUUUCAGAUAUUUUAUGAUGUGUAAUAUGUUAUAAUGAAGUGGCUUGAAAAUUUGUUGUGCUAAAAAUUCACAAAAACUGUGAGUUACAAUAAAGAAGUACAUUUUUGUAGAUUUUCAAACAUCAUAAUUAAAACAUAAGAUUGAAGUAUUGAGAUGAUUUCAGGUCAGUUUAGGUUUUUUUUAAAAGAUUUUCUGCAGCGACCUGAGCUUUCAGUGUUUAUAAAGCAUAUGCUAACCUCUCUGUCUGGUCAUAAUUUCUCCAGCUAACUAUUUAUCACUUUUUCCUUUCUUUAAAUUUUUAUUUCCAUAUACUUGUAUUCUCCUAUUUUCACUGUCAUCCCUUUUCUUUACAUUUUUGUUAUGUACUGUAUUAUCCAUGUACGUGUGAUCAGUUUAAUUUUUAUCCUCCUUUUUACACCCAAUAAAAGUGAUUUUUCUUGCCAUUUUGAUUUCUUCUAUUAUUUAUGGAAUGGAUCUUACCCCUUUAAAUAUCUGUUUAUACCUUAUGUGCAGUCAUAUUUUAAUAUGCUUCCUUCAUGUGGAAGCUGAUUUCUCAGCCAAAAAUCAUUUUAGAAUCUUUAAAUACCCGCCUCAUCAUUUUUUUUUU
This is a messenger RNA of Hyaena hyaena (striped hyena), 5552 nucleotides long. It is a transcript of the gene GRM1, whose product is annotated as glutamate metabotropic receptor 1. Gene Ontology annotation, cellular component: postsynaptic density membrane. Lineage: Eukaryota; Metazoa; Chordata; Mammalia; Carnivora; Hyaenidae. Bases 1 to 3573 code for a protein of 1190 amino acids. The transcript is spliced from 8 exons. Gene Ontology annotation, molecular function: adenylate cyclase inhibiting G protein-coupled glutamate receptor activity; G protein-coupled receptor activity involved in regulation of postsynaptic membrane potential. Gene Ontology annotation, biological process: regulation of synaptic transmission, glutamatergic; G protein-coupled glutamate receptor signaling pathway. The record is from RefSeq and is a predicted model, not a curated record.